Nematocida parisii ERTm1 is the source of this 1968-nucleotide messenger RNA. RefSeq names its product chaperone dnaK. The record is from RefSeq and is a predicted model, not a curated record. Gene Ontology annotation, cellular component: mitochondrion; cytoplasm. Gene Ontology annotation, biological process: protein refolding; cellular response to unfolded protein. Bases 1 to 1941 code for a protein of 646 amino acids. The transcript has a single exon. Gene Ontology annotation, molecular function: heat shock protein binding; ATP hydrolysis activity; misfolded protein binding. NCBI's taxonomy places the organism in Eukaryota, Fungi, Microsporidia.
AUGGGUGCACAGAGAAACAUAGCUGGAAUAUUCGCCAGAGCAACUGGUCAGACAGAAAAUUCACAUAUUAUCAGUGCAUGCAAUAUUCUACAGACAAUUCUUACGGGUGGUGAAAUAUCCCGUGGAUACGUUGAAAAGGUUCUUGGCAUAGACUUGGGAACAACUAACUCAUGUGCUGCUGUGCUAGUAGAUGGGAAAAAUCCGAAAAUCAUAGAGAAUAUGCGGGGAAAGCGGACUACCCCAUCUGCCGUUGCAUUCAAUAAAGGGCAUGUUUUAGUGGGAGAAGAUGCAAAAAAGGCUGCUCUUAAUAAUCCACUUGGUCUUAUUACUUCAUCUAAACGGCUUAUGGGAAGAAAGUAUACGGAUCCAGAGACUAUUGAGCACAUGGAGACUGUCCCGUACAAGAUUGUACCCCACACAAACGGGGAUGCAUGGAUUGAGGUGGAUGGCAAGGCGCACUCUCCACAGCAAAUAGGCGCAGCGGUUCUCAAGUAUUUAAAGGAUUCAGUUGAGCAUGUUUUGAAAGAAAAGAUAGACAAGGCUGUUAUAACUGUGCCUGCAUACUUCACAGACUCACAGAGGCAGGCCACAAAAGUAUCUGGUGAGAUUGCUGGGCUAAAUGUGCUAAGAGUGAUAAACGAACCUACUGCUGCAGCUCUUUCAUAUGGCAUAGAUACUUCACAGGAUGGAACUGUUGCAGUAUACGAUUUAGGUGGGGGGACUUUUGACGUAUCAAUACUUGAGAUAAAGGACGGGAUAUUUGAGGUGAAAGCCACGAACGGAAACAGCCACCUGGGAGGAGAGGAUUUUGAUGCAGCACUUACAAAUUACUUAUUGGACAAAGUAGAGAAGGAGAAUAAAAUACAAAUUAGAAAUAGUCCUGUUGCUGUACAAAAGGUUAGAGAAAUUUCUGAGCAAAUCAAGUGUACACUCUCUGAAAAAGAGAAUGCCACUGUAUCUCUAGACUUACCUGGCAUUUCAUCAGAGGAGAAUAAAUCUGCUGGCUCUAUUCCUCUGUGUGUUACUAGAAGAGAGUUUGAAGAGUUGAUUUCUCCACUAAUUGAAAAAACACUAUCGCCCUGCAAAGAAGCUCUUUUAGAUGCAGAUAUUAAGAAAGGAGCAAUUGGUAAUGUAAUUGUUGUUGGUGGAAUGACAAAAAUACCUGCAAUCAGAAAAGCCGUUGAAAAGGUCUUUGGAAAAUCAAUCACGCCGGGUGUAAAUCCAGAUGAAGCAGUAGCCGCAGGUGCUGCUGUGCAGGGAGGCAUACUUGCAGGACAGAUGCAGGACUAUUUACUUAUUGAUGUGGCGCCACUCAGUCUUGGAAUAGAAACUCUUGGUGGUAUUUUCAGUAAAGUAGUUGAAAAGAACACUUCCAUACCCACCAAGAAAACCCAAACCUUUACAACCUCUGAAGAUGGCCAGUCCUCUGUCACAGUAAAAAUAUAUGAGGGAGAAAGGCCACUAGUCGCGCAUAAUAAAUAUCUAGGGGAGUUAGUCCUUUCAGGCAUACCUCCUCUUCCCAAAGGAGUGCCAAAAAUAGAGGUCACUUUUGAAGCAGAUGCAAAUGGAAUGUUUACAGUAACAGCAAAAGACAAAGAAACACAAAAGCGCCAAAAUAUUACAAUUAAACCGUCCGGCGGUCUUUCAAAAGAAGAAAUUGCGUCUCUUAUCAAAGAAGCAGAAGAUUCACGGCUUCUCGAUGAAAAAGAAAAACUUCUAAUAGAAACAAAACAGAAAGUGUCAGAGUAUAUCAAACAACACCAUGAAAUACGGAAAGGUCUUAAAAGCCCGAUUUCUGCAGAAGAUUCCCACAGAUUAGACAAUAAAAUAUCUGAUCUUUUAAGUCUUAUAAAGAAAUCCUCUACCACAAAGGAAGAAAUAGAAUAUCAUUUGUCGGAUCUGAGAAAGGAUGCAGGAAGUGUCUGGAGAAACCAUAAAUAAAUAAACUAAUUUAAAAACAAAAAAAUA